AUGGCAGCCCGCCCACCUUUACCCUUUGGACUCGGGCGAGAUCCUCAGUGUGCACCCAACCGGUGCCUCUCACCCGACACGCCCCUACCUGCACCCGGCACACCCCUCCACGACCAAAUCGCCUCCGCCCUCUCCCAACUCUUCCAGACCUUCUUCUCAACUUCGUUGCGCUACCUCGGCGUCUCUGAAAUCCUCGACUGGCUCGAGACGUCCGGGACGGUCGACGCUUGGAUCUUGAGCGGGCUGGAGGGAGGACGGUUGCCGGAUGAGAUCGCAGACGAGCGGAAUCUGGCGUUCGGGAAGGAGGCGUUCAGGCAGGUCGUCAAGAAUGCGCUUGACGCGGAUGGGGGAGCAUGGGCGACGAGUCUCAGGGAGACUGGGUUCUCGUCGGCGAUGAGCAUGGCGUUCGAGGGCGUCAUUGCGCAGCUCAAGCCGAGCAAGACCGCUCCUUUACCGUGCCUGCACACCCUCCUCACCCCGACCGGCCUCAGCAUGCUCAAAUCCGCCCCGCUCAAAUCGACCUUUCCCCUCUCUCCCCCACGCACCUCUCCCUCUCCCGCCCCUCUCCUCGCUUCAAUCCGCUCGCUCAUCCAAUCCGGCAACCUCGUCGACCCCGUCUGGCAAUCAACCACGACCUGGCGCUCGCAGAUUCGAAAAGCCUUCGCCUCUUACCAUGCUUUGAUGCGCCAAGUUGCCGAGGAGAUCGUCUCGGACCGCUCCUUCGCCGAAGAGUACUUCAUCUUCCUCGAGAACGUCUCGAGGCCUGUCCAGCUCCUCCAGCUCAUCGCCGACGACUUCGAAGCCGAGUUCGGACCGAACGCGACGCGCGGAUUGCUCGGUGUCGGAGACGUCGGUGGAGACAACUUGAUCAGCAUCAUGGACUUUUGCGCGGCCAAGAAACCGAGCGAGUUGCUCAAGCGCGUCAAGCAGCGGGUGGCGGAGAAGCAGGAGCGCGAUAGGCGGUCAAUGCAGUUUGAGUCGCUCCGCGAACGCCUCAAGGAACUUGACGCGAAGGUCAAGUCGUGGCUGCUCAAGUACCGCUCGGCAAUUGGGAAGAAGGACAAGGGCGAAGGAGAAGGGGAGGAAGACGUCGAGGGCGACGGCGAGCAGGUGGACGUCGUCUACGAGGAGGACGCGGUGCGGCUUCAGCGCGAAUUGGAGGAGACGCUCGACGAGCGGGACAAGAUCAAGAGCGAGCUCGACGACCUGCAGGCGAAGCAGGAGGAGGACGAGCGUGCGGUCAAGCGCGAGCGGGCGGAACGGCAGAAGCUGCGCCGAGCGGCUGGCGUCGACGAAGAGACGGGCGAGGCGGGCUUCAAGCUUGGCUCGUCGAAAGACCUGCUUGUGCCGACUGCAGCGGGCGACGUCGCGCUCGACCCGUUCUCGUCCGUCGCGCCGAGAGCCGUCUCACCUGUUCCUGGCUCUGCCAAGGGCAAGGCGCGCGCGCUUACUCAGCCGGGCAAGCCCCGCACCGCCGCUCGAUACGCCCCGCCUCCGCCUGCUCACCGGUACAACACCCCUCUCCACCGUCUCCCCAAAGACGCCGCUCGCUCAGCCUCUCCCGCCUUCCCUCCUACUGCGACACCUGACUCCUCCCGCCCUUCUUCACCUGCCCCUCGGCCUCGAGCCCAGAAGCGCUCGUCUUCCGCUCCUCCAGCCGCUGGAUCGGCUUCCAGCUCCCCUUCUCGAGCUCGCAAAGCUCGAGCUGGCCGGUCGCAGCUUUCAAAGCGGAAAGCUGAGGGCGAGGCGGAGGUUGAGGACGAUGGGUACUGCGAGUUGUGCUGUCCGCUGUGCAGGGCGGAGGCGGAGACGAUGGCGAAGCAGGACGGCGCUGAGACGCUCGUCGAGCCAGCGGAGAGCGAGCAGAUGAGUCGGACGGGGUCGGCGGAGACGGCGGUCGAGGUCGCAGCGCACGACCAGGCGGACCAUCAGGAGCUCGCGCAGGACAUGCCGCUCCAGGAGGCGACGAACACGCCUCCAACGUCUUCGUCUGGCAAGAAGAAGAAGAAGCGCAAGAACAAGAACGCCAACACCGUCAUCUCUUCCGUCGUCAUUCCCGCUCCUCCUCCGCCUACCACUGCCACCCUGACGAUCCCGCCGUCCGUUUCGUCGACUCUACCUACAUCUCUCCCGUCCGUCCCGCUCAAGGAAGGCUUCAGCCCGCUUUCAAAGUACCCGCCGCCAAGAACCUGUCCGCCUCAUCGCUGUACGGGCGUCCCACCCAAGUACGAGGUAUGGGAAGAGAUGGACGGGCUGCUGUACGGCACGCUCCUCGCCGGGUUCAAAUACGAGCUCAUCGGCGCUCUCCCCUCCCCUCUCUUCCUCCUCCGCGACAAGUGCGCCAAGUCGUACCUUCUCGGCGGCGGCCGCAUGACGACCGACACCGGCGAGCCGCGCGAGAUGGACGGCUUCCUCGAACUCGCCGAAGCUCGCGGUCUCUGGCACUCGGUCAACCAUGCCGAGAUCCAAGCUUGGGGUCAGCGGGUCCUCGCGAUCAGCAUGCAGAAACUCGUCGACGUCCUCGUUGCAACGCUGGGCGACAUCUGCAUCUGCAAGAUGUCGAACCACCUCGACAUCCUCCGCGAAGCGCAGCAGCGCCUCGAGCAGUGCGAGCAACUCGACCGCCAGAUCCCGAUUGACCUGCCGGAAAUCGACCCGACGCAGUUCAUGAAGUGGUGCCACGUCCAGCUUAGAGCAAAGCGUCUCUCCGGUCCCGAAUGGGAGAGCGUCAGCCGCCAAUACGUCGUCCAAGACUACCUCCUCUCCUUCUCCGACGCCUUCGACGCCGCGAUGGACCGCCUCAUGCUCAACGACCCGUUCGUCCUCGCCGAGGACAUGUGCACGCUCCUCGAAUGGCAAGGCGGCGUCAGGGCUUUCGAGACGGCCCUCCGCUUUGGUCGCGGUAAUAUCGUCGAUGCGUUCGGGACGGGCGUCGAGCUGCUUGAGGGCAAGGAGGAGGGCCCGGUCGAGCGGCGGCCGCUGCAGGCGUGGGGUCGGUUGCUCGAGCUCAGCGCGGAAGCGCGGGCAAAGGGCACGCCGUUCAGCCGCGAUUUGGCGGAGCAGGAGAAGCAGAAGGGCAACGACUUCUUCGCCGCCGGCGAGUUCGAAAAGGCCGUUGUCUCAUUCACCACUGCCUCGAUCAUCCAUCCCAGCGAGCCAACUUUUGCAGCCAAUGCUGCCGCCGCGCGCUUGAAGCUCAACACGCCCGAGCAGUACGCCGAAGCCGUCUCGGACUGCACUAUCGCGCUGUACUCGGACCCGACGCACAUCAAGGCACUGUAUCGACGAGGAGUCUGCCUUGCAAUGCUCGGGCAGUGGAAGGCCGCCUUUGCAGACCUCCGACACCUCGACCAGAUCGCGCCCGACUGCGAACCCGCCAGGCAGGCUCUCGCAUGGGCAGAAGCGCGGCACCGGGCUGUCACGACCGCAAAGGUCAAGUAG
This is a messenger RNA of Rhodotorula toruloides NP11, 3441 nucleotides long. Its product is annotated as RNA polymerase II-associated protein 3. NCBI's taxonomy places the organism in Eukaryota, Fungi, Basidiomycota, Microbotryomycetes, Sporidiobolales, Sporidiobolaceae. Gene Ontology annotation, molecular function: protein binding. The record is from RefSeq and is a predicted model, not a curated record. The transcript has 7 exons. Bases 1 to 3441 code for a protein of 1146 amino acids.